AUGCCGGGUCUCACUAUGGCUAUCAACCCAAAGGCCCCUACAGCGAGGAAAAACCCCGUCACUUCAACACCCACCCCCAAAGUCGCCGCGAAGACUCAGCAACAGCGCAAAACAUCGGUUUCUCAAGCCGUUCCGAAGACACAGCAACAGCGCAAGAAUUUGAAUGCGCAAAACUCGCCCAAGGUCGUUGUGAAGCAGCAGCGUAAAACUUCUGCUGUGAAGCCGACGGCUAUGGUGGAUAACAAGAGGAAGAUCAAGGCUGAGAAUGUCUCACCGACGAUGGCUGAUCUCCAGGUCAAGCCUGUAGGAGCAGAGAAGGGUACUGCUCGGCCAGAAGCUAGGAAUGAGUCGCCGCCCAAGAAGCAGAAGGUUGAGGAGACGAUGGCUGAGAUCAUGAAAGACACCACAGUCAUGUCUCCGUCCGAGUUCAAGUUCACCGCGCCAAACACGCAGUUCCCAUCCCUACCACCAUCCGCCGCCACUCAAUCAGCCCAGUCCACCCAGAUGAUGACGAACCUCCUCCGCCACGUCCUCCAAACCCAGCCCACGCUCCUCCCACCCAACCUCUCCCUGCCCAUAACAUCCCCCCACAUCGACGCCAUAGCGCACUCAAUGUGGCAAAUCGCCUUCAAACACGUCGUCAUGCUGCAACGCGCCUGCCAGUACAGCGCCAUGUACGCGCCCGUCAAACUCGCAGCGCUAGCGAAGUUGAACUUCUUGCCCAGCUGGUGGUUCUUCAGGGACUUGGUGGUUGGGGGGUUGCCGGGGUUGGUCAAGGGAGGGGAUGGGAAAGGAGGAGAGAAGGGGGGUGGAAAGGGAGGGCUGGUGAUUGAUGAUAGGGAGAUGAUGGGGGUUUGGGAUGAGGCGGUUAGGUGGUGUGGGGGUGUUGUUGCGAGGAGGGAGGGGGUUGGUAGGGUGGUGGGGAGGGAGGAGGAGAGAGAAGGAGAGGAACAAGAGGGUGGGAUGGUGGUGCAGGAGGAGGGGUUGGUGCUGGAUAGUAGGAUGGUGGAUGGUAGCGAGAGUGGAGAGGGUGCAGAGUGA
Molecule: messenger RNA, 1041 nt
Organism: Alternaria ethzedia
Lineage: Eukaryota; Fungi; Ascomycota; Dothideomycetes; Pleosporales; Pleosporaceae
Exons: 4
Coding region: 1-1041 (346 amino acids)
Source: RefSeq, a predicted model, not a curated record